CAAAAGCAGCCAAGGGCUCAGCACUUACUGUGGGGAGUCUGAGAGGUGCCUGUUGUUACUCUUCGUGUUCAGUUUUUGUGAUUCAGCUCCUCAGCUUUCUCUAAGACCGGGGAAGAAACUUGACCUUGACCUCAAGAGUGCAGCUUGACCCCAGUGCUACUGGAGGAAUCAGGAAACUUCUUUUCUUGUUCCCAUAAUGCCUUCCUUACGCUUAAAGAAAGUUUUAACAGCCAGAUCACCUGACCCCACAGCAGAAGGGGGCUUAGCCUAGUAAGUGCCACACAUAAUGUUUAUUCUUUUGAGGGAAAAAAAAUUGCCUCCUGGUAGGCAGCCAGCAAGUGAAGUCAAGUGGAAUUUGCCUUCACUUGAUUGUAAUCAGCUUUGUCCCUUUGUUGAUGUCACCUCAGCUAUCUGCAGUUACCGUCUUCUCAUCCCGACACUUCUCUGUCAUAAAGCUCAGCAGAGAAAAUAAACUGAGGCCAAAAUAUGGGAGUGUUCUGGCAAGAUUUGGCUGGUCGUGUGAAGUGGUUUUGCUUUUUCUGUGGGUAGGGGAUGAAGUCAGAAGUGGACGUUGUUUCGUAUGUAGGGAUCACUAUUUUUAGUUCUUAGCCUGCACCUAAUCUGCUCAGACAGAGCAAUGCCAGGCAUCCGGGCUGGCAUGAGCUGUCUGUGGGAGCUCAUCACUGGUGCUGAGUAUAACCUGAGUUUUGGAAGUGUGGAGGCUCAAACUGUGUGGUGAUUUAAAGCUCAACAUCUCACGUUCAUCUGUGUCAGCUUCUGUUUCAGGCAUGGCAGAUCUGUGCUGAAAGCUUUUCAUAAAGUCAGAUCCCAGCAUAUGGAACUGUGGCUGUGGUGGAGUUCUCUGUCGAGUGAGGGAGAUCCAGGGCUGUCCUGACUGUGGCCAAAGUGCUCCUGGGUUGGAGAGAGCAUUUACCGCACACCCCUGUCUCAGCAUGUUCCCAGCAGCCAGGACAGUGCGAGUGGGGGGAAUCUCAGUACAUGUAAGCGUUGUCAGGGCCCAUUCUGAAAAACACCAGCUGACCCACGUGCACUUGGUGCUGCCAGUGGGAAGGUUUGCCCAGGAUGUCAUCCCUCAGCUAUACAUAGCAAACUCAAAGCUCCUUACAGAGAAACCUCUUACCAGUCACUUUCCACAAAUGGUGCAUAUAUCUAAAGGUACUUAGUGAAAAUCCUUGAGAGGUAUUUAAUGCAAAAGCAGUUGGUCUCUGGUGUUUUUCAGAAGCCCUCACCACACCAGGGCAGGGAGCAGUGCAGGGCAGCUCCAGCACAGCGCUUGGGCCAGCUCUUCCUUUUGUGUGAAACCGGGCUCUGCCACCCCGAGAGCUCGCCAAGAUGUGUGACAUGGGGGGGCUCGACAACCUGAUUGCCAACACGGCCUACCUGCAGGCCAGGAAGAGCGGGGAGGCAGACACCAAGGAGAUGCAAAAGAGACGUAAGAGCCUUUCCCUGCCCAAACUUGACCAGUGCAAAGAGGAGAGAGAGUCCAUCGUGGCUGACUACGACAGCAUCUGUGAGCAGCAGCCCAUCGGCAAGAAAUUCUUCCGAGACUUCCUGGAGACGGUGCCAGAGUAUUUGGUAGCUAGGGACUUCCUGGAUGAGGUGUCAAACUGGGAGCUGGCAGAGGACAAUAUCAAGAGCAGUACCAUGGAGAAUAUGGUCACCAAUUUCCUUAAGGAAGGCUCCAAGAACUAUCUGUCUUUCAUGAGCUCUGACUUGGUCAGCAAGUGCCAGGCAGCUACCGCAAAAGACUAUGAGAAUGUCAUUCAGCUGGCCAGGGACGAAACCAAAGUCUUCCUUAAAGACAAGCCCUUCCAGGAUUUCCAGGCGAGCCCCUUCUAUGACAAAUUCAUCCAAUGGAAGGUUUUUGAGAAGCAGCCGGUAACUGAUAAAUACUUCUAUGAGUUCCGAGUGCUGGGCAAAGGUGGCUUUGGAGAGGUCUGUGCCAUCCAGGUGAAAAAUACCGGCAAGAUGUAUGCCUGCAAGAAACUGGAUAAAAAAAGGUUGAAAAAGAAAAACGGAGAGAAGAUGGCACUGCUGGAGAAAGAGAUCCUGGAGAAGGUCAACAGCCCUUUCAUAGUCACCCUGGCUUAUGCCUAUGAGAGCAAAACCCACCUGUGUCUCGUCAUGAGCCUCAUGAAUGGAGGGGAUCUGAAGUAUCACAUCUACAACGUGGGAGAACGGGGUUUGGAAAUGAAGAGGAUCAUUUAUUACUCGGCUCAGAUCACCUGUGGGAUUCUGCACCUCCAUUCCAUCAACAUCGUGUACCGGGAUAUGAAACCGGAAAAUGUCCUCCUGGAUGAUAAUGGGAAUUGCAGACUGUCUGAUCUUGGAUUGGCAGUGCAAGUCAAAGAGGGAAAACCCAUAACUCAGAGGGCCGGCACAAACGGUUACAUGGCUCCAGAAAUCCUGAAGGAGGAGGACUACAGCUACCCCGUGGACUGGUUCGCUAUGGGCUGCUCCAUUUACGAGAUGAUUGCUGGGAGAACACCCUUCAAGGAUUUCAAGGAGAAGGUCAAUAAGGACGAGGUUAGAAGGAGAACUCUGGAAGAUGAGGUGAAAUUUGAACACGCCGGCUUCACGGAGGAAGCGAAAGACAUCUGCCGGCUGUUUUUGGCCAAGAAAAAGGAGGACCGUUUAGGAAGCAGAAAUGCCGACGACGACCCGAGGAAACACAAUUUCUUCAAAACCAUCAAUUUCCACAGGCUAGAGGCAAACCUCAUCGACCCUCCCUUCGUGCCAGACCCGUCAGUCGUCUAUGCCAAAGAUAUCGGAGACAUUGCUGACUUCUCUGAGGUGCGAGGCAUCGAGUUCGACGACAAAGACAAGAAGUUCUUCAAGAGGUUUGCGACGGGGGCCGUCCCCAUCCCCUGGCAGGAGGAGAUCAUCGAGACGGGACUGUUCGACGAACUCAACGAUCCCAACAGGGUCGAGUCGGGCGGUUACGCCAACGGAGGGGAGGCCAAGUCAGGAGUCUGUUUGUUGUUGUAAAUACCUUGUCGCCCCCAAAGAGAGUAGAAACCACCUCUGAACUGCCCGUGCUCUGGCACCGUUCAGAGCCUCAGUGCAGCUGUUUGAGGAGAGCCAAGCAGGGGGAUGUGACAUUGGCAGGCCGGGUAGGACGAUGAGCUCUGUAGACUGGGUUAUUCCCCUCUGUUCUGACAGAGGAGAUGAUAUUUUUGUGCUCUGGGAGAUGUAUCGAAUGAAGAACCGUUAUUUCUCCGAGAAACUUAGAGUAGAAAUCCUGAAAUACAAAAAGCAAUGAGAGAGUGAGGAGGCAACAGCUUUUGAGAAUGACUGGUUACCGUUUUGAAUACAGUGAUUUGUUGGUUUUCUUUCUCUUUGCUUGUUACUUCUACCAACAUUCCCUCAGUCCACAGUUUCCAGGAAGGAUUUUUUAAUUUUCGAGUAAUAUCCUCAGUUAGACAGUGGAGCUCAUGUACCAUGUCAAAAUUUGGAUCCUGUUGGUUAGCCAGUCUGUCUGUUGUUUUCCUAAGUCCUGUUAGUUUUUGGAUGAUUUGAUUGUAAUAUGUUCAGAUUGUCAUAAAAUAUAAAGAAAGCUCUAUCAUUAGGAAAUAAGAACUAUUUUCAAAGUUGAUUUUAAUGAAGUGAAGAUGAGAUUGCACCAAAUCUAAUGGAAUAAAGCAUUUAUUUAUUAUUAUUAAGUGUAUUCUUUCAAGUGAUAAUACCAUACACAAAGAAAACAUAUUUGUAAGUACACAUUCUCUUUGACAGCUUUAAACUUAAUCAGGUUUCCUGAUAAUUCUUCUGUAUAUUAGUGAUAAAUUAAGCUACAGAUAGACCAAAGCAAUAUGUUAUUGGCUUUUUACAAGACAUUUAUUUCAGUGCAAUACAGGUUUUACUUCAGUAAAUGCGUUAUCCUGUUAAGUGCUGUAAUGGUGGAAAGGUUAUGUAUGCAAGUUGAAACUAUCUUCAAACGUUUAUUGAUUCUCAUGCAAAUUUUGAUGUGUUUUUAUUUUUCAAUUCUAUGACAACCUGAAUUGAAUUAAUUGGAAACAUUUCGGUCAAUACUUGCUCCUGGAGAAGUGUGUCACUCACGAGAGGCCUCCUGCUGAUCUUCUGUGGUAAGAAAGUAGGCAGCAGUUUGUUUGCACAGCUUUUAAACUGAUCCUGCAUGCUGCUUGUGUCAUCCAG
Messenger RNA from Empidonax traillii (willow flycatcher), 4173 nucleotides. It is a transcript of the gene GRK7, whose product is annotated as G protein-coupled receptor kinase 7. The coding region runs from base 1354 to 3009 and encodes 551 amino acids. Gene Ontology annotation, cellular component: cytoplasm. The transcript has 4 exons. Gene Ontology annotation, biological process: protein phosphorylation; regulation of signal transduction; signal transduction. Lineage: Eukaryota; Metazoa; Chordata; Aves; Passeriformes; Tyrannidae. The record is from RefSeq and is a predicted model, not a curated record. Gene Ontology annotation, molecular function: ATP binding; rhodopsin kinase activity.